Thrips palmi is the source of this 5870-nucleotide messenger RNA. It is a transcript of the gene Ttc7, whose product is annotated as tetratricopeptide repeat protein 7B. The transcript is spliced from 16 exons. NCBI's taxonomy places the organism in Eukaryota, Metazoa, Arthropoda, Insecta, Thysanoptera, Thripidae. Gene Ontology annotation, biological process: phosphatidylinositol phosphate biosynthetic process; protein localization to plasma membrane. Gene Ontology annotation, cellular component: plasma membrane. The coding region runs from base 53 to 2560 and encodes 835 amino acids. The record is from RefSeq and is a predicted model, not a curated record. Gene Ontology annotation, molecular function: protein binding.
UCGAAAACGAAGGGGGUGGUGACAGGAGAGGGGUUGGGUUGACGUUCAAGAAAUGGCAGGAAAAGGAAAGGCUAAUGUGAGGAUUGAAAAUGAAAUCGAAAAGAGUAGAGAAGAAUCCGAUUGGAAAAGACUUAUAGAACUUGCGGAGCAACUGAAAGCUAGGUCUCCUAAUCAUGAUUGUCUGGCCAACUUUCUUAUUGGUGAAGGCAAGUUAGAAUCAUUUUUGGAAGAAGUUCCCCCUCUUGAAGCAAAUGUUGCCAAAGCAAGGUUUGGGCUAAUAGAGGUGAAACGAUUCCUCAAUGUAGCAGUCACUAAACAACCUGAUGAGUCUCUUGAUGCCAACCUUCUUCUCGGAAAGCUCAACUAUGCAAUGGGAUACUAUGAUGCCGCUCUGCAGCAUUAUAAUGCAGCAAAGCUACAAUCGUUGAGCGAAAAGCCACUUUUCUUGCGUAGUUUGCGCAUAGUUGCAGAAUCCUUUGCCAUCAAAGGCAUGUGCCUGGAGAAAGUUCCCCCAUCUUCUUCAUCAAAGUAUAAGCAGGCUGAAUGGGAAGAGCAAAUGUUGCAGUGUUAUCAGACUGGUGGGGACCUAGCCCUGCUUUAUUUACAGGAUGUAGACAAACUUAAUCAACAAGGCACUAUGGCUACUAGUGGCUCGCAUUCCCCUCAACCACCAAAUCCUCAAAAGCAAAUAGGACCCAUUCUCGAAAAUGCUAUUCAACGGUCUCCUUUGUUGUACAUUAAAGUUGGAAAAACCCAACAGGCAGUCAAUCGUUACAGAGCUGUUUUAAGUGCUGUGGAGUCCAGCUCCACCCAAGCUCUACGCCUGGUUCUCACGAGACGCUUGGCUGAAGUUAUCCUGCGGGGAGUCAGCCCAGCUGAAUAUACAUGCCCUACGAACACCUCUGAACCAAGUUACAGGAGAGGCCUGCCUGCUGCAAGUAAGACAGAUAGUCCUUGGAAGCCAAAGAAAUAUGGUGGUCACAAUCUUUUUGUUCCCAGAAAUGAAAAUGAGGAAAUAAUUUUACUCUUGUUAAUAAGUGAGUCAAUGGCCGUCAGAGAAGCGGUUUUAAGUCAGUCCCCUGAGUUCAAAGAAGUCCGCAUUAGAGCUUAUGGUAAUGCAUCUGCUGUAUAUGAUCUACUUACUGUUGCGUUGGUGCGUUGGGGUCAAGUAGACCUCCUUACUGAGUCCUUUGAAAGAGCCAUGAAAUUCUCUGCCAAUGAACCUAUGGCCUGGCUGCAGCAUGCUCUGUGCUUAAUAACGGCAGGUAAACAUGCGCAUGGACUUUCUGUGUUGCGAGAAGCAACUAUUCUGGACCCUGCAAGUGUCAGUCCAUGUCUAGUGGCAGCUCGUGCAUGUUAUGAAACCCUAAACUUAAUCCCUGAAGGUUUAGAAUGGAGUCAAAAAGCUUUAGAGAGAGAACUCACCAGGCCCCAACAUUUAGAAUCACGGUGUUAUUUGUACUUCGGCAUUGGAUACAGUUUGCAGGCUGCCAAUACACAUCUGCGAAAAGAGAAGGAAGAACUAAAUAGUAAAGCCCUCCAAUCCUUUGCAAGAGCUCAUCACAUUGACCCAAAUGAUCAUCUUAGUGAAUACUAUUUGGCUCUACAAAAAGCAAACGCAUGCAAAGUGCAAGAAGCCAUACGUCAUGUCAAAUCUGCUCUGCAACUCCGUGCUGACCAUGUCCCCUCUCUUCAUCUUCUUGUGCUCUUAUUAUCAGCCCAAAAGCAGCACCAGGAAGCACUGUCUCUUGUACAUGCGAUACUUGAAGAAUACCCUGAUAAUUUGAACAUUAUGUAUGUUCAAGCUCACUUGGAACUUGAAGUUCAUGGUGGAGAGUGCGCGCUUUUAACUGGAAAGAAAAUGCUUGCCAUAUGGAAAAAUCUUUAUGAAGAUCAAACUUCUAAUGAAUCUCUUGACCAAUCCGAAAGAAGAAGUGAGACUCGAAGUGUGUUUAAUCUGUAUCAUUCUGGAAUGUCUGACAAAGAUUCAAGUUCUCUUCAUGCUCAUUCUUUGGCUGCAUCUCGUGUAGAACAGGCAUUGUCAGAAGUAGCAUCAACAUUAAGUUCGUUUACACCAAGACCGGGGCCUCAUCGCUCAUGGAUGUUGCAACUUCAUGUGUGGUUGCUUUUGGCAGAAAUUUACCUUUCAAUGGACCAGCCGAGCUCUGCAAUUUUGUGCAUUCAAGAAGCAACCAAUAUCUUUGCUCUUUCCCACCAUAUUAUGUAUACUAGAGGGUUACUGCAUGAGCACAAGCAAGAAUUUGUUGAAGCAAAACUGUGCUACCAAAAUGCACUGGCAAUCCAUCCUACGCAUAUUAAAAGCAUGCAACAUUUGGGUUUGGUCUACCAUUAUCUUGGAAGUCAUCGUAUUGCAGAGAAGACACUACGCGACGCUGCCCGUAUUGACCCCACAUCUUAUCUUACGUGGUACAAUUUAGGGAAAGUCCUUGAGUCUCUGGAGGAAUUUGAUACCGCAACUGAUUGCAUGGCCACUGCUUUGGAAACCGAAACUACAAGUCCAAUUCUGCCCUAUUCCACAAUACCUCUCACGUUUGACUGAAGUCCUUGUCCUUGCUUUCAAUAAUGUCUAUGUCAGGAAAACUGUUUCUCAGUCGACUGAAAUACAACUUCGCAAAGCACUGUAAUAUAUCAGGAUAGGGGACUGUGAUCAUCUUCCUCCAUCUGAUGCAACCGUCAUCAUUUGGGAAUGUUGAAAAGUCAAAAGUAGUGUAGAAGCUUUCUUUGUAAAGAUAAGAAUAUUUAAAGAUAAGGCUUAUGUCAUGCUUCAAUUAUUAAUUAUUAUGUUGUUAUUCUAAUUGCUAAUUUCUAAGAGUUCCUCAUUCAUGUUGGAGCUUGUGAUUGUUACCCCCUGGUAUUGAACACAUCAUUUGAAACAAAUUUUUAUUUUGGAUUUGUUUUAUUUCACUGCAUUUUGUCUAGAAAAUAUCAAGGAUUACUUUAUACCUUCAAUUUGGGCAAGUAUACACAUUCCACAUCUGCAUUGUAUUUUAUCUUCUACUAUACCUCUAAACUAUGUAAUUUGGAAAGCAGUAAACUUUAAAUCGACUCUGUGACUGCCCCUUUGCUGUUUGUAUUUUCUAACUACUUGGUACUGUUGGUAAACAGAAUUUGAUGUAGCAUCUCAUGUACAAAAUUUGGUUAGCUAUUGUCAACCAUGUUACCGUGUAAAAGUUAAAUUAUUUUUAGAAUUUUAUUUUUUAAACAUUCCUCUGAGGCAAAGCCUCAGCCCCAAUAUCUCCAUCAUUAUUUUUUCGGUUCGUGAAAUGUUAGUCUCAUAUGUGAAGUCAUGUCGCAAUUUGAGCUCUGAAAAUUUUCUAAGAAGUUUGGUGGCUCUAGUUGAGUCCUCCUUCCUCAUCUCUAAGGAAUGCAUUUGGUCAAAAUGAACUCACAUUCUUACUUUUCUUCUAUUAUUUUCCUUUCUCGCUUGACUGUGUUCACUGGUAUUUACCAAAACAUCUUUGUGUGAUGACAUUAGUGUAAGUUUCACAUGUAGCUAUUUCAUUGUUUGUUAUCAGUAAAUGUAAAUUGUACCUGUUGUAUUAUCACCCUUGUUGUGCAUGAAUCAUGGUUAUGCCACAAAUUUCCUUUCAGUUUCCUUUUCAUUAGUGUCCAGCAUAUUUGUCUCUGUGCUAGCCUUACUUAACAUGUGCCAGACUUAAGCAAGAGUGUUGUUCCAUAGUCUGUGUUGUCAUAGUUGCAUUUUUACUCAGGUGAAUUUAAAUCACUUGACUAGAACAAUUCAUUAGGAUAGGUUAGGCUUUUGAGAAAGGAAAGAACAAGCUUGAGAGAAAUUUUUAACAAACAAAAUAAACAGUAGAGUAGCGCCUCAUCUUUCGUGAAACUGUUUGGAAUUCUUCAGCUAAAAGGCCUAACUUUGUGUGAAAGCUUUCCUUUCCUCUGACUGAAUAAUUUAUUGUUAUCACUAGCACUUAUUGUUUGUUGAACCGACUCGGACAAUAGCGCCUUCAAAUUUCUCCAAAGGCGCAUUUUUUAUGUGUUAGUAAAAUGUUUAUUUGUUCUGACCUCCUGAAAGCAAUUUGUCAGUAAAUCACUAAAUGAACAAUUUUUAACAAUUUCGUAAGUUAGUCUACGUAACAUUCAACUCCAAAUGUAUAAAGUUUUGCUCCUCAGAAGAUUUUUUUUGCUGUUUGAUUCUUGUUCCUAAACUGUUCCUCAGUACGAGGUGCAUCCUAGGCUUUGAAUGGCAAUACUGGAGUUUUUGUUUUAAGUUGGUAUCUAUGUCUCUCUUUACUAAUGGUACUGCAAAAGUUGUCAGUAAUGUAGUAUUUUAUAAUAUUUGGUGUGCCUGUGUAUGUAGGGAUUCUUGUUAAAAUGUCUUGUUAUACUAAUUUUGAACAAAAUGAGGUUUUAUUGUUAUUCUAGUGUGUAUGGAUGGUGGAUUUUUUAACAUAAUAUUAUUGUUAACCUGUUAUAUUAUGUAUGUUAGUCAAGUCAUGGAAGGAGAGAGAAAAUUGUUUGUUUUCCUUAUUCUAUAUCCUUUUAUCUCCCUGAAUUUUAUGCCUUAAUUGAGUACCUUCAGGCAGCUCCAUUGUAUAUCAGUGUCCACCUCUCAAAGUAUUUUCUGGAAACUUUUUGUGCCAUUAUUUACUGUAACUAUUAAUCUCCGUAGUCACAAAUUUUAUUUAUGUUUUGGAAUUGAAAAAAUACUAAUACUGAUGAUGAUGAUAAAUUUUCUUUGUGGAGAUACAGAUGUCUUCUAUAUUUUUUCUAAACAUGUGUUAUCCUGGCUUGUUGAUGCAAUAAGAAGAAACAUGUCUUUUGACAUGUUGCUUUAAAUGACAAAAGUUUGUCCAAACGGAAAUUGAUACUACCACUUGUCACCUCUUCUGUGGGUGCCUUAUUGUUCCCAAUUUUGACCCAAAUGUGUGUUUCAUCUAUUUUUCUAUUGUUUCAUUUCCUUUGUGUUGAUGGAACUAUAUCAAUGUGUUACCCAUCUGAUGGUUUUGUGUGCCUUUCUCUUAUAAUUUCACAAGGUGGUUCCAUAUUAAGUGUCCAUUUUUGUGAAAAUCAGUGCCAUGAAACAUUUAUCCCUGUAUUUGUGUGUACUGUAUCAGAUGUCAAACACAAGUUCUGAAAAGUUAAAUACAUUGAAGUACUCCUAGCUGGAAAGUGUGCUUUGUUUCUCAUUCAUUGCAAUUGUUGUACUGUUGCUCUUGUAACUUGAAAAAAAUUAUGGCCAGUAAUAUUUUGCACUUUUUGCAGAAGUUGAUGCUAAGCAUGUUUUGGGAGACCUGUUGGUUCAUGCAGUAUUAAGAGUUGAAUUAUGCCAGUGGGAUGUCACAGUUAAAAAAUCUUAAUUCAUUUGUAUUUGUCUGCCUCAUCCCUCUUCUCUUGCAUAAUCAAUUUUAAUUUCACCAAAUCUCUGUUAGAUAGUGUAAUUUUUCUGUUAUGUGAUAGGUAGAAGAAUGUGUUUUAUUAAAAUAUCCUUAUUAUUGUUAUUUUAUGUUUUGCUCAAUGUUUACAAGGUUUAAUGAUUUGUGAUUUUAUGAUUUAUGCUUGGUGGAGUGGAAUUAUAAUUGCACGUUGUAGUCUUUGUCAAGUUGGUAAUUGGUCAAGCAUAAUUUGGGUUUUGCUUUUAAAAAAAUCUUGGUUAAAAUCUUUCCUGUUUUUCUUUGUAGUUUUGACGGGCUCAAGCUGUGAUGUAGUUCUAUCACCCAAAUAUUACUAAGUUUGAACUUAGACCAAACUUGUGUUGUGUUUCUUUGUUAAGUAUACUUUGUCACACUGUUCUUUCCGACACAUUUUCUGUUUUCUGGUGGAAUGUGGAUGUGUACUCCUACUGUGCAUCUGUGUUUUCUUGUAAAUAAAGUUAUUGUGGUUACCCCUAA